Dicentrarchus labrax (European seabass) is the source of this 1931-nucleotide messenger RNA. Its product is annotated as regulator of MON1-CCZ1 complex. The transcript has 9 exons. Gene Ontology annotation, cellular component: Mon1-Ccz1 complex; late endosome membrane; lysosomal membrane. Lineage: Eukaryota; Metazoa; Chordata; Actinopteri; Moronidae. The record is from RefSeq and is a predicted model, not a curated record. Gene Ontology annotation, biological process: regulation of autophagy. The coding region runs from base 1 to 798 and encodes 265 amino acids.
AUGGACUUCAGAUUUCUGGAGGGCGGGGAGAAGGGAAGUCUUCCCGUCGUGGCGACCGUCUUCGACAAGCUCAACCAGGUGUAUAAAGAAUACCUGGAGGCGGAGCAGACCUACACCGUGGCGAUGGAGUCCGGUCCGAGUCGAGGCAGCGUGGCCCAGAAACGUCCGGUCCGAACUCAGGCGGUCAUCGACCAAUCAGACAUGUACACACACGUCCUGUCGUCGUUCACCGAGAGGAAGGGUGUCUCCCAUAAGUUCAUCAUUGCGGUUCUGAUGGAGUACAUCCGUUCUCUGAACCAGUUCCAGAUCACCGUACAGCAUUACCUGUAUGAGCUGGUGAUUAAGACGCUGGUGCAGCACAACCUCUUCUACAUGCUGCACCAGUUCCUGCAGUACCACGUCCUCAGCGACUCCAAACCACUGGCCUGUUUGCUGCUGUCCCUGGAGAGUACGUACCCUCCGGCACACCAGCUGUCACUGGACAUGUUGAAGCGUCUCUCCACGGCCAACGACGAGAUCGUCGAGGUUCUGCUGUCGAAGCAGCAGGUUCUGGGCGCGCUCAGAUUCAUCCGCAGCGUCGGCGGCCACGACAACGUGUCGGCGAGGAAGUUUCUGGACGCAGCGCAGCAGACCGGAGACCAGAUGUUGUUCUACACCGUGUUCAGGUCGUUCCAGCAGAGGAACCAACGGCUGAGAGGAAGUCCCAACUUCAACCCGGGAGAGCACUGUGAGGAGCAUGUGGUUCACUUCAAGCAGCUGUUUGGGGAUCAGGCUCUGAUGAAGCCCUCCACCGUGUGAACCACCGGGACCAAACCACACACAGACUGGAAACUGGAUCACGGCAGACCGGUCGGACCGGCUCUCCGUCAGUUCGGACGCGCAGGAGACGACCUGACGGGGCGGCGGACCACCACAGGGAACAGAUGAUUGUGGUUUGAAUCCGGGACCUUCGACCACAUUGACCGACGGCCAGAGCUUCUUUAUGAGUGAUAUUUUAAUGAUCCUAUAUCGGUGUGAACACACUCUGAUAACUGACUGAUAACUAGAUUAUCCCUCCACCAGUCAGGCAGUGAAACAAAGCAUUUAAUAAAAGAAUAAUACAGAGAAGAGCUUUUAAUGUCAUUUAACUUCACAACACUUAUAAUAUGAAUAUAGAAAUAUUGUAAUAUAUUCUGCAGGCUGAAUGUGAGGCUUUGGUGGUCCCUGGUUUAACCGGAUUAUUACCCCUGUACGGUGGCACGUCAGCACCUGAUCCAGGUUUCUGGAGCUAAACAAGGACAAACUACAAACCUGCAAUAAAGAAUAAAGUCUACCUGAUAUUAUGGGAUGGAUUCGACUGAUCACAGAUAUAUAUUGAUGAACAUUUCGAUGAGGAUCUCUUAAUCAAAUCCUUUUUAUUUUCAGCAGAAUAUCAAAGAUACUUUUAGAGGAAUUGUUCUACCAUGAACUGAUGAAUGUGGAAGAAAAACAUUUAUGAAAAUCAGUGAAAUUAGUAAGGUGUUCCCAGGAAGUGCUAAUAAAACCAUGAGGAAUCAGUCGGCUGUGAUAAUAAACGCUUCAUUAACAUUAUUCAUUUGACAAACGAAGGCUUAAAAUACUAAAACUUUACUCUUUUUUUGACUCAGUUGAUCAGAAACCUGCCAGAUCAAUAACCAGGUUGAUGAUAAUCAGCAUUAUACUGACUGACUGUAAGCGGCUCAGGUGAUGUCACUGUGAUGUCAGGUGUUGUGGGCGGGGCCAGAUGCUGCGUGUGAAUAUUUUGUACAUAUAACGACUGACGGUGACUCUAAUGUGUUUCUUUUGUAAAGAAUUACUGCGUAUUGGAGUAAAAUGUCUUUAACUGCUCUGCUGAGUGAUGUUAAAGAUAUAAAGAUAUAGUGUGUGUGCGUUAUUAAUGUUUACAUUGUGUACAGAUAAAAGAUUAAACUACA